AUGAGCUCAGUGGAAGCCAACAACAUGUCAUAUCUCGACACUAGAACUGUAAUUUUGACUGGAAUCCCUGGUCUAGAACAUGUGCAGUUUUGGAUUGGAUUUCCGUCCUUUGCAGUGUGUCUAGUGGCCCUUUUGGGAAAUAUCAUUUUAUUGAUCAUCAUCCCAGCUGAGCGUAGCUUGCACCAGCCCAUGUAUAUCUUCCUGGCUGUGCUGGCAGCUACAGAUAUAGGACUCUGUGCAGCAAUUGCCCCCAAAAUGUUGGCCAGCUUUUGGUUCAGAGCUUAUUCUAUGGCCUUUGAUGCCUGCCUAGCUCAGCUGUUCUUCAUCCAUACUUUACAGUGCAUGGAGUCUGGUAUUCUAUUGGCAAUGGCUUUUGAUCGCUACAUUGCCAUCUGUGACCCUCUGAGACACACAUCUAUCCUUACACCUUCAAUUCUGCAUCGUAUGAUAGUGGUGGUGGUAACUCGAGCAGUAGUACUGGUAGGUCUGUUACCAAGUCUUAUAAAAAGACUGCAUCUUUUUCAUUCUGUUCAAAUUGCUCACUCUUAUUGUGAACACAUGGCUGUGGUGAAGCUUGCAGCAGAUGAUGUACAAGUCAAUAAAAUAUGUGCUUUUGUGGGGUUUAGCAUUCUGGGAUUUGAUAUGACUUUUAUCCUCAUAUCUUAUGCACUGAUUUUCCAGGCUGUUUUUCAUCUUCAACAGAAAGAGGCACGGAUCAAAGCCUUUAACACUUGCACAGCUCAUAUUUUUGUUUUUCUAGAGUUUUAUAUCCUUGCCUUUUUCUCCUUUUUCAGCCACUGUUUUGGUCAUGUUGUUCCUUCAACCCACAUUCUUCUGUCUACCAUCUACCUCCUCCUGCCUCCUGCUCUCAGCCCUAUCGUGUACGGUGUAAAAAAUAUGGUCAUUCGUAGGAGGGUGGAACAGAUCUUUCUUCUAAAUCGUGGAUGUCAGCAGUGA
Molecule: messenger RNA, 957 nt
Organism: Arvicola amphibius (Eurasian water vole)
Lineage: Eukaryota; Metazoa; Chordata; Mammalia; Rodentia; Cricetidae
Product: olfactory receptor 52A1-like
Biological process (GO): G protein-coupled receptor signaling pathway
Cellular component (GO): membrane
Molecular function (GO): olfactory receptor activity; G protein-coupled receptor activity
Source: RefSeq, a predicted model, not a curated record